GAAACAUGUAUUUCUCAUGUUAAGCACUAAGAACAACAUUUCAACCCCACCAUCACCCACCACAUUCUCACUCUUCAACAACAUUCAAAACUUCCUCCCUCUCUCUCUCUCUCUCUCCCUCUCUCUCUCUCUAAAAAGAGGCCAAAAUAUACACAUACAUAAAUAUCUAUAUAUGUACGUAGGAACAAAUAUAUAGAGAGAGAGAGGGAGAGGGAGAGAGAUGGGGCUUCCGGCGAUCGUCGGGAAAUACCGCAUGGGUCGGACGAUCGGGGAGGGGACGUUCGCGAAGGUGAAGCUGGCGGCGAACAUGGAGACGGGCAAGAGCGUCGCGGUGAAGAUCAUCGACAAGAAGAUGGUGCUGCAGAACAAUCUCAUGUAUCAGGUCAAGAGAGAGAUUAGCACCAUGAAGCUUCUCCAUCAUCCUAACAUAGUACAAAUAUAUGAGGUGAUCGCGACGAAGACGAAAAUAUAUCUUGUCAUGGAAUAUGUCUCAGGAGGACAACUCUCCCACAAGUUGAAUUAUCUUAAUAGUUUAGAUGAGAGAGAAGCAAGGAAAUAUUUCCAACAAUUAAUUGAUGCAGUGGAUUAUUGCCAUGCAAGAGGUGUUUAUCAUAGAGAUCUCAAGCCAGAGAACUUGCUACUAGAUCACAAGGGGAAUCUAAAAGUAUCCGAUUUCGGCCUCAGCGUGUUGCGAAAGCCUGGGGAUUUGCUCACCACAGCUUGUGGUUCACCAAGUUAUGUGGCUCCUGAGGUGAUAGUUCACAAGAAUUACGACGGCGCGGCCGCCGAUUUAUGGUCUUGUGGUGUGAUUUUAUUUGAAAUUCUCGCCGGAUUUUUGCCGUUCGACGAUCACAGCCUCACCAAUUUGUAUAGAAAGAUAUCACGCGCCGAAUACAAAUGCCCGGAAUGGUUCACUGCUCCUCAAAGGAAGCUCAUCUCCAGGAUAUUGGAUCCAUUUCCCACAAGGCGGGCCACGAUAGCAGAGAUCGUCGCCGAUUCGUGGUUUCGAGUCGACUACAAGCCUUCGUUCGGAAUCGAAAACGACGAAUGCUACAGCACAGACGAUAUCGACGAAACAUUCGAGAUACAAAAUGAAAGAACGAAUCAAAAUGCGACAGAAAAAUCAGAGAGAUUGAUCAAUGCUUUCCGACUCAUAGCGAUGUCCAACGACCUCGAUUUAUCGGGCCUUUUCCAGGAACAGGAUCACUCAGGGACAAUGAUUCAACAGAAAAUAAAGCUCGGCGCGAAGCAUUCAAUAGACGAAACAUUCGAGAAAAUCGAGAUCGCCGCUAAGGACGCGAACUUAUCGGUCAGAAGAAUCGACAAUUCCUUGGUGAAACUUCAUGAAAACAAGAAGCUAACAAGAAGUAGAUCACAUUUUGCUUUAUCGGCGGAGGUGAUUGAGGUAACGCCGAUUCACUGCGUCGUAGAGAUAUCGAAGUCCGCAGGGGAUUUAAGAACAUACAAUGAGUUCUGCAGUAGCCUGUCAAGUUUGCUGAAGGAGAAGUCGAGCAGUUCGUCGGAUUUGGAGGCGCCUUCACCUAGUAAUAAAACAGAUGACAAGGAAUCAAAAGUACGUGUAUAGAUUCAGCGUAAAAUACGAUACAUUAAACUUUUGAGAGAUGUGAACCGAGUUUUGAGCUACUUUUCCUGUGGAGAAAUAUUUCUAACUGAAUACAAUUACCUGACCAAAGUUUUAUGUAAGUAUCAGAUUUUGAAGAGAGGGUGAAAAAGAGAAGCAGAUACCUUUUUUUUCUU
Messenger RNA from Ananas comosus (pineapple), 1758 nucleotides. Its product is annotated as CBL-interacting serine/threonine-protein kinase 21. The coding region runs from base 221 to 1585 and encodes 454 amino acids. Gene Ontology annotation, molecular function: protein kinase activity; ATP binding. Gene Ontology annotation, biological process: signal transduction; protein phosphorylation. The record is from RefSeq and is a predicted model, not a curated record. The transcript has 14 exons. NCBI's taxonomy places the organism in Eukaryota, Viridiplantae, Streptophyta, Magnoliopsida, Poales, Bromeliaceae.